AUGUCAAACCCUCCAUCCCCAAACGUAACUCCCUAUGCUUUCCCUCCUGUCCCAUCAUCAAGACCCCCUUCAAUUAUGCUUCCUGUAGAAGAAUCGGAUGACGAAGAAGAAUCAGCAAUUAUAGACUCAUACUCUUCGACCCCUUCCUACAAUUUAACCACAACCUCCCAUCAUAAUCAUAAUCAUAACCAUCACCACAUCUCUACACCUUCAGCACCAUCCUUUUCUAAAAAACGAUACUCAAAUGUUUAUGAAAAUGUCUCAUUAUCUUCCUUAGCUGCAGCUGCUGCUAAAGAACAACUUAAUGCAAACUCAAAUAAUCUCCUAGAAUCCCUCUUGGAUCCUCCAACUUCCUCCUCCUCCUCUUCUUUUUCUUCUCUCUCAGCAUCUCACUCUUCAUCUUCACUUAGAUCCAAUUUCCUCCACCCAAAAGCUUCUACAUCAUCUCUUAGAGCCCCAUCUCUUGCCCCACUUGUUCCUCCAUCUGCUCCAUUUGUUCCAGGUACUGGCCAUCGUCGUACAGUCUCUUCCUCUUCAUCAAUCUCUUCUCUUUCAACUGCUCCCUUUGCUUGGCCUCAAUACAAUUCUGCAUCUACCACUCCAAACCAGCCUUCAUUCCCCUCCUCAGGUGCUAGCCCUUAUAUGGCUUCAUCAUCUAUUCAAAACUCUUCAGUAUCACUCUCUCAAUUUGACCCAAACUUUUUACCACCACCCCCAAUUCCACCAUUUGCCGGAUCUUCCUCCUCAUCUCAACAACAACAACAACAACAACAAUUACCACAAAGUGGAUCUUCUACACCAAACUCUUUCAGGCCUGGCCAUUCAACCCACUCUUCAAUUUCUUCAACUUACUCCCUUCCAAUGCCUCAAUUCCCAGGUUACGAAUCAGCAUCAGGAUCAAGACCAGGCUCCCCAAGCGGAAUCGUCCCUCCAGCUCGCCCCGUUUCCCCAGGUUCCCAAGCUUACCAGCCCUUUAAUUUCCAAUCAACAACUAUGGCUCUUGGUGGCCCCCCUGUAUCAAGAGCUAACCAGCGCCGUGGCCACAAAUACAAGCAUUCCUCCGUCUCCCUUAACUUCUUCAAAGAAGAUGUUAGAGUCCCCCUCCAAAUUCCAGCCUCUCUGCCCAUCCCUACUUUUGCUGAAUGCCGCCAAUCCAUGUCCAAAGAUCAACUCAUCCGUCUCCUUUGGGGUGUCUGCCAUCUCUACAUGGCUUUCCUCAUCUACGUCAUUGAAUCUCCCUACACUGCAUUAUCUGCUCUUGCACAUCUUUUAUUCUACGACGCAAUGGGCGCCUUUCUAUGUGCUUUUGUCGACAUUCUUGGCAACUUUGACGUGUGGAAACGCUCCUCCGUCCAUCUCCCCUUUGGCCUCGAAAGAACAGAAGUUCUUGCUGGCUACGCUCUAGCAAUUUCUUUAGUCUUUAUGGGAGGUGACAUUCUCUCCCAUUCUCUCCAAGAUAUUAUUCAAGCCGUUUACCUAGGUGACUUUUUCGCCGCAUCGCAUGGACAUGGCUCACACCACCAUGGCCCAACAGACUCAGACCCUGCUGCCAUUGUCAUAAACUGGCGCAAAAUCUGCUUCCGUGUCAUUCUCGGCAUCAUUGCAACUAUAGUCUCCGCAGUAGGCUUUGAUAACCAUUCACGCAUUUCCCGUGCCCUCAAAAGCACAAACGCUUCUGCAAUCUCGUCCCUUCCUUGGAUCAUGAGCAAUCCUUCCCACUUCAUCACAGUAACUUUCUCCUUCGCCAUCCUACUCUACCCAAUCGAGUCUCCCUUUGUACGUAGAGUCAUCGAUACUAUACUUACCCCCCUCAUCGCAGCCUCCAUGUGCUAUGUAGGUUGGAUCCUGGCAAAAUCUCUAGGAGGAAUGCUCGUCAUGUCGUUCCCAGGUGAAAAUCGCACGGAUCUAGUUGAAGAACAAGUCCUCAAGCUUCGCUUCGUCACAAAAUGUUCCGAAAUCAGUGUCUGGCAGGUCCAUCACUCGGUGUGGCUCGCAUGCAUGAAAAUUGAAAUGAACGGUGGCUCGGAAUCCGACGAGCAAUACGUCAGAGAACAAGCUGCAAGACUUGUAAAGGAAAUCAUGGAGGACCACCAAGAUGAUGAAGAAGCUCACAAUCUUGACCAAAACGGAUUCAAUGAAUCCGGACACCGACGAGCUCCCUCAGAAGCUAAAACUUCUCUGGCAAGAGUUUUACGGCCGCUCCGGAUCGGCAAGCAACAGGUAUAUGCAUACAGUGAUCAAACCCGCUGGGAAGUCACCAUUGAUAUUACUCGAAAGUAG
Molecule: messenger RNA, 2280 nt
Organism: Magnusiomyces paraingens
Lineage: Eukaryota; Fungi; Ascomycota; Dipodascomycetes; Dipodascales; Dipodascaceae
Exons: 1
Coding region: 1-2280 (759 amino acids)
Source: RefSeq, a predicted model, not a curated record